Messenger RNA from Colletotrichum truncatum, 591 nucleotides. NCBI's taxonomy places the organism in Eukaryota, Fungi, Ascomycota, Sordariomycetes, Glomerellales, Glomerellaceae. The record is from RefSeq and is a predicted model, not a curated record.
AUGGAGGAGACCUCGAGAAUAUCCAUAGACGAGGUCAGCCGAAAUCAUUGGUUCGCCGCGGCCGAGGUCGACCCUGUGAAGUGGCCAACACAGGACGAUGCACGUGGAGGCACAGACAAACCAUUCGGCUGGGACCCUAGCGGCGGCCACACAUUUCGCCUCUUCACGCUGCUUCCCAAAGAACUACAUGAUAAGGUUCUGCUCAUGAGCAUCGACUUAGUCGUGGUCAACAACCGAGAGACCAGGGCCCUCGUCUGCCACGUCUUCGGCGCCCCGGGCCUGCUAGGUUUCCUGUUCAGCCCCGCACGGGACAUUGUUUACAUGCAUGGGAACGUGUCGACUCUGUUUGCGGGGUACAGGUUCACGGAGGACUGCAGGAGUCCCGGGUCCGUGGUCACCGGGGGCGUGGAGAAGGGGUGGCCCAUGCCUUCGGGGCUUCGGCGGGCUUCGGCGGGGCAUUCAAAGGGUGGUCGUGGAGGGCGGGGGGUGUACGAUGUGGACUCAAAGGAUCUGUACACGGUUGAUCAACUUAAUAUGCUUGACAAGUUGGAGGAUAUGGCUGACGAUGGCGUCGUGCUUUUUCCGAAGUAG